Messenger RNA from Boleophthalmus pectinirostris (great blue-spotted mudskipper), 477 nucleotides. It is a transcript of the gene msc, whose product is annotated as musculin. The coding region runs from base 1 to 477 and encodes 158 amino acids. The record is from RefSeq and is a predicted model, not a curated record. Gene Ontology annotation, molecular function: protein dimerization activity; DNA-binding transcription factor activity, RNA polymerase II-specific; RNA polymerase II transcription regulatory region sequence-specific DNA binding. The transcript has 2 exons. Gene Ontology annotation, biological process: skeletal muscle tissue development; regulation of transcription by RNA polymerase II. NCBI's taxonomy places the organism in Eukaryota, Metazoa, Chordata, Actinopteri, Gobiiformes, Gobiidae.
AUGUCUACAGGUGGAAGUGACACGGAGGACUACGGCACACGGCACAGAAGAAUAGCCACAGCUCUGGACAAAAGCACGAGAAAAGGCAUCUGCUACAACAGGUGCUCCACUCAACACCUGGAGGAGGUCAGGGAGGAGCACAGAGCGGCCAAGGCUCACACACACAAGGACUCACGGCAGACACAGAGAAAUGCAGCUAACGCCAGAGAGAGAGCACGGAUGAGAGUGCUAAGCAAAGCCUUUUCCAGACUCAAGACUAGUCUGCCCUGGGUUCCUGCUGACACCAAACUGUCCAAACUGGACACGCUGCGCCUGGCCUCUAGCUACAUCUGCCACCUCCGCCAGCUGCUGCAGGAGGAGCGCAUGGACAGCUUCCCUCAUCCAGUCACUCUGACCUGGCCUUUCAUGGUGCCCGGGCGCUCAGAAGACUCCUCAGAAGUGUCCUCCAGUGGGAGACUGUGUGGAGCCACUGCAUAG